UGGGAACUCCGAGCUCCACGCUCUACGGAGUCGGCAGUGUCGCGAGUCUGGGAGUAGGGCGGGGGAGCGGGAACUGUAUUUACGACCUUCGCUCUCACUUUCCGGCUAACACCGAGGUACCUGAAGCCCGGCCGUGGCGGUGGGGCCCUGAGACCCUUCGGAUUCAUCUUUAAUCUAAAAAUAGCUUGCCGUUCUUCACCAUAUAUAUUCAUCUCUGAGUCAGAAGACAUCGACUGCUGUGGCGUCUGGUGAAACCUCAGCCUCUGCAUUUGCAUAGCACUUUUAACCCUCCGACUCCGACUCGUGCGUGGAAACGUUCCCAGCGGUUCACACACAGCGCCGAAGCUGGAGCUGCUUCCAGGCAUUGUCGGGGCUAAACGCUUUGCAGUUCCACCCAACACCCGGCCUCGGAGAGCAGCCUGCCGUGGCAGUGCACAGUAAGCACCGCCUCUGCCUCCCCUCAGGCCCCGCAGCCUGCGCGCGCCCUGCCCUGGGCCAUGGACCCCGUGGUCCUCAGCUACAUGGACAGCCUGCUGCGCCAGUCCGACGUGGCGCUCCUGGACCCCCCGUGCUGGCUCAAUGACCGCAUCAUCGGCUUCGCCUUCGAGUACUUUGCCAACGGUCAGUUCCGCGACUGCUCGGACCACGCGUGCUUCGUCAGCCCCGAGGUCACCCAGUUCAUCAAGUGUGCCAGCAGCGCGGCAGAGGUGGCGGGCUUCCUGGAGCCCCUGGGCCUCCCCCGCAAGCGGGUGGUCUUUUUGCCCAUCAAUGAUAAUUCCAACCAGGCCGCGGGGGGCACCCACUGGAGUCUGCUAGUGUAUCUCCAAGACCAGAACAGCUUCUCUCACUACGAUUCCCACAGCAGAAGCAACUCUGUCCACGCCAAGCAGGUAGCCGAGAAACUGGAGGCUUUCUUGGGCCGGAAAGGAGACAGACCGAUCUUUGUGGAGGAGAAAACAGCUGCUCAGCAAAACAGCUACGACUGUGGCAUGUACGUGGUGUGUAACACCGAGGCCUUGUGCCAGAACUUCUUUCGGCAGCGGCCCGAGUCCCCGCUACAACUCCUCACCCCCUCCUACAUCACCAAGAAGAGGAGAGACUGGAAGGACCUCAUCGGCAGACUUGCCGCAGUUAGUCACUGAAGAGCUCUGGACGGGUCCUCUCCCCCCAGUCACUGGACGGCUGGGCUUCUCAGUGCCUCAUCCCACACGCCGGGGAAAACCGACUGGCUGCUCUCACCUGUUCUUUCUUUGUCUUUUUAAUGUCAUGCUCUGCGCUAUAGAAGUUUCACUUUCACCUCAGCUUGAGAGUAAUAAAUUUUUUGAAAAUGUCUUCUGCCCCAAAACUGUAAAACAAGCUUAACAAUUCACUACACAACGUGGUUAAACUACAACUCUUCUUACUAUUUUGAAAUUAAUUCCCGUGUGGUCUCCCUUAUCCACAUUGGCUUUUCCAGGGGAAAAGCAACCAUCUGUAAAACAGAUCGAAAUAUGAAAUCUAGGAGAAUGCCAGAAGAAAGCCACAGGCGAGCCAGGAAUUUGUUGCACAGCCGCUAGGGUUACAGAGGUCAGUUGGCUGGAAUCAGAUCAAGGCCUAACUUCAUGGAAAGCCUAAAUAUUAUGAAAAUCAGUUAUUCGUGUCUAUAAUGUCCCUUCCAUCUACCAUACAAAUGCUUUUCUGGCUACUAGCAUAAUGUUUGCAAAUGUUUGAUAAAAAUGAUGUUGGAGCCAAGAGCCGGUGGCUCGCACCUGUCAUCCUAGCUACUCGAGGCUGAGCGCUGAGGACCAUGGUUCAAAGCCAGCCAGGGCAGGAAAGUCCAUGAGACUCUUAUGUCCAAUUAACCCCCAGAAAA
Perognathus longimembris pacificus (Pacific pocket mouse) is the source of this 1852-nucleotide messenger RNA. It is a transcript of the gene Senp8, whose product is annotated as SUMO peptidase family member, NEDD8 specific. Gene Ontology annotation, molecular function: deNEDDylase activity; cysteine-type peptidase activity. The transcript has 2 exons. Lineage: Eukaryota; Metazoa; Chordata; Mammalia; Rodentia; Heteromyidae. Gene Ontology annotation, biological process: proteolysis. The coding region runs from base 498 to 1142 and encodes 214 amino acids. The record is from RefSeq and is a predicted model, not a curated record.